Aspergillus oryzae RIB40 is the source of this 606-nucleotide messenger RNA. RefSeq lists its product as uncharacterized. The record is from RefSeq and is a predicted model, not a curated record. NCBI's taxonomy places the organism in Eukaryota, Fungi, Ascomycota, Eurotiomycetes, Eurotiales, Aspergillaceae. Gene Ontology annotation, cellular component: membrane. The transcript has a single exon. Bases 1 to 606 code for a protein of 201 amino acids. Gene Ontology annotation, molecular function: transmembrane transporter activity.
AUGUCGACUACAUCAGAUUCGAGUCAUUUGAACGAUAAAAAUCAAUCAGGAAGCCCCCAAUCCAGCCCGCAUAAGGCCGGGGAUAUCCAGAGCACUGAAGUGGUGAAAGAUGGAACACAUCUCAAUCUUGUCGAGCCAGAAGAUGUGCCUGAGUACAGUACCUUCCUGUCCAUCUUCUUUGCCAACAAAAAGUCCGUCGACCUCGAUGCUAUUGCCACUACGAGGAGUGUGUUUGAUGAUCCAAACCUGGCCAAAUAUUACCAGCCACAUCCACAAUACGAGAAUUUACAUCGAUUUGACCCUUCCGAGAGGUGGACCUACCGCGAGGAGAGAUCAGUACGCCGGAAAACAGAUUUGAAGAUCUUUCUUUGGAUCCUCGUUAUGUUCUUUGCGCUCAAUAUUGAUCGGGGUAACCUGGGAAAUGCUUCUGCCGAUAAUCUGUUGCCGGACCUGCACAUCAACACCAAUGACUACAAUAACGCGCAGAACAUGUAUCGAAUCGGCUUUUUGAUUGCGGAGAUUCCAUCACAAAUGAUCGGCAAGAGAAUUGGCCCGGACCGAUGGAUCCCCAUUCAGAUUAUUCUAUGGAGUUUGGCAUCCGGUUGA